UUCUCUCCGCAGCCGAAGAAACAGCUCGCGAACUUCUCCCUUCUUCUUCUUCUUCUUCUUCUUCUUCUUCUCCUCCUGCACAAGCGUGUCGCGGCGUACCUUAACGCGUUCGAGGAUUCGGAUUCCCGCACGAUGUCGGGCGCAGAAGACGGCCAGAAGCACGCCCCGCCGCAGUCCACGGCGCCGCCGUUCGCCCCUCCGGCGGCGGCGGCAGCGGACUUCGAGAGCCCGGUCCCUCCGCCGCCGGCUGCGGGGGCGGGGUCGGGGUCGGGGAUGUGCCGGCCAUCGUGAGGCGGUGGAGGAGGGACGAUCUGGUCCGGAAGGGCUCCCUGGUGCUCCGGGGGCUGGCGCUGCUGUUCUCGCUGCUCGCCUUCAUCAUCAUGGCGAGCAACAAGCACGGCGACUGGAAGGACUUCGACAGAUACGAGGAAUUCAGGUAUCUGUUGGCGAUAUCGAUCCUGGCGACCCUGUACACCGGAGUGCAGGCGUUGCGGCACGUCCACCAGAUUUCUACAGGGCAGGAUCUGGUCAAGCGCCAGACGUCGGCACUGAUCGACUUCGCCGGCGACCAGGUUGUGGCAUACCUCCUAAUAUCGGCAGCAUCUACGGCCGUGCCCAUGACCAACAAGAUGAGAGACAAUGUUGAUAACCUGUUCACCGACUGCUUAGCGGCUUCAAUAAGCAUGGCCUUCUUUGGCUUCCUCACGUUGGCUUUGUCUGCACUUAUUUCCGGAUACAAACUCUCAACCCAGUCCUACAUUUAGUUUUGAGUUCGUUCAGCUCACAUGUCUAUUGUUUGUACUGCUGUUAUACCUUCAUUCUUUUUAUGCACGGGGUUCGAUUAUAUCUUUGUAAAUUUCGAUGGUUUCGUGGAAGGAGUGGUGUGUUUCGGCUUGCCUCUGUAUUUUAGUUUUUGGGUGUUUCAAUCGGUAAAUACGUACGAUGAAGAAGGUUUAGAAA
Eucalyptus grandis is the source of this 960-nucleotide messenger RNA. Its product is annotated as CASP-like protein 4B1. Lineage: Eukaryota; Viridiplantae; Streptophyta; Magnoliopsida; Myrtales; Myrtaceae. The record is from RefSeq and is a predicted model, not a curated record. The transcript has 3 exons. Bases 381 to 764 code for a protein of 127 amino acids.